This is a messenger RNA of Pollicipes pollicipes, 919 nucleotides long. Its product is annotated as neurogenic differentiation factor 1. Gene Ontology annotation, molecular function: DNA-binding transcription factor activity, RNA polymerase II-specific; protein dimerization activity; E-box binding. Gene Ontology annotation, cellular component: nucleus. The record is from RefSeq and is a predicted model, not a curated record. Gene Ontology annotation, biological process: sensory organ development; positive regulation of transcription by RNA polymerase II; axon development. NCBI's taxonomy places the organism in Eukaryota, Metazoa, Arthropoda, Thecostraca, Pollicipedomorpha, Pollicipedidae. The transcript has 6 exons. Bases 149 to 919 code for a protein of 256 amino acids.
CGGGGGAGGGUGCGGGCACGAGCGCGAGCGUGACACGUGGACACUGGCUGCGGCGACGGCGGGGCAGAGCAGCGUCAGAGGCGUGUCCGGGGCAGGCACGGCAAGCGCGCUGCGACACCGCGGCAGGGGAAGAACGGCGCGGGCAGGCAUGAUCCGUCGCCUGACGACAGACGGCGUCGAGCCCAACAACCUGAGGACCGCCUGGCAGGACGACGACGACGAUGACGACAUGAUGACGUCAUUCGAGCUCUACGACCAGAGCGAACGGAUGGCUAUCAAACGGCGGCUAGGCUCAGACGGCUCCUCGAACACGGGCGACUCCGACGGCGGCACGAGCAGCGACGCUAGUUCGCCCAACAAGCAACAGAGGGCAGGCGGAUCGGGUGCUGCCGCCGGCCCCGGCCGCCGGCGUCGCCAGGGCGCCGCUAACCGCGAACGCUACCUGCGCCGACUCGAGAGCAACGAACGGGAACGCAUACGUAUGCACGGCCUCAACGCUGCUUUCCACAAUCUGCAGGAGGUCAUACCACCCGUCAGCAUGGAGCGGAAGAUGUCCAAAAUCGAGACGCUGACGCUGGCGCGUAAUUACAUCAUGGCGCUGACGAACGUCAUCUGCGAGAUCAAGGGCGGUCACAAGCCUUUCUCGUUCCUGGACCAGUUCGCGCCCACCUCUGAGCAGCAGGUGGAGGAAGUCAUGCGCACCUUUCGGCUGGGCCCCGCCCGGCCAGACCAGCCGGCGGAGGGACGAGGCGUUAUAGGCGGCGCCACGAGCGCUUUUCUAGGGCACAAUGGCGGCACGGCGCUGACGCACCGCCUCUCGGGCGUCCUCGUCGUCCUCAACAUCGGCGGUGCGGCACGCCAGACGGCCUGCAGAGGACCGCUGGAAGGCGCUCCGAGCCGUGACGCGGACGUGACGUGA